Messenger RNA from Penicillium riverlandense, 1794 nucleotides. RefSeq lists its product as uncharacterized. The record is from RefSeq and is a predicted model, not a curated record. The transcript has 2 exons. Gene Ontology annotation, molecular function: FAD binding; oxidoreductase activity. The coding region runs from base 1 to 1794 and encodes 597 amino acids. Lineage: Eukaryota; Fungi; Ascomycota; Eurotiomycetes; Eurotiales; Aspergillaceae.
AUGUCCGAGCUAUUCGAUCUGAAGUGGCUGUGGCUCUCUACUUUUCUGUUCUCUACCUUGACUUUCGCCAUCCCUAAAGUCGCUGGCUGUCGCUGUCUCCCCUUCCAGAGUUGCUGGCCCACGCUGCAGGAUUGGUCUGCUCUCAAUAGUUCUAUUCAGGGAAAUCUUGUCGCGGUUCGACCUGUGGCGGCUGUAUGCUACCCAGCAGAGUUUAAUGAGGAAAGGUGCAAGUAUGUCAACGCGUCAUGGACAGAUCCCGUAUGGCGAGCGGCCGAGCCCGGUGCGGUACAGUGGGAGAACUGGGAAGCAUGGCCAGCGCGGAAUGAGAGAUGUUAUAUCGAGACGACGAACACAACUUGCGGCCAGGGAAGCGUCUCAUUAUACUCAGCGAAAGUCGUGAGUGCAUCUCAAAUCCAAGAAGCAGUCCGUUUUGCUAGAACGCAUGAUAUACGCCUCGUCAUAAAGAACUCAGGCCAUGACUUCUUAGGCCGUUCCUCAGCCCCUGAAUCUCUACAGAUCUUCACUCAUGGCAUGAAAGGUAUACAGCUUCAUAAUAAUUUCAUGCCAAAAGGGGCCCCCCGAAAUAGCGGCGGAAAAGGCUACGCUGUUACAAUCGAGGCUGGCGUGAGCGUAGCAGAGCUCUACGGCGCGGUCUCAGAACAGAACCGAACGGUGAUCGCUGGCGCUGCGGGCACAAUCGGCGCUGCUGGAGGCUAUAUCCAAGGAGGUGGUCAUUCUCCCUUCGGUGCGUGGAAAGGGCUGGGCUCAGAUAAUGCUCUCGAGUUCCAGGUGGUGCUGGCGAGCGGCCGUCUUGUCUACGCCAAUGCAUACCAAAACUCCGACUUAUUCUGGGCGUUGCGAGGUGGAGGUGGAGGGACGUUUGGUGUGGUGGUCAGCGCUACGCUUCGCACGCAUCCUGAAGUUCCAGUUGUGGUGUCCAAUAUCAAUAUCACUACCUCGCUCGACCCUUCCUCUCAUUUCUGGGAUGGAUUUGCUGAGCUUCAUCGAGCUCUGCCGGCGCUGAAUGAUGCCGGCGGCUCAGGUUACUAUGCUGCCUGGCCGAAUUACCCUCUCAAUGCGACGGCAGGUGUUUCUACGAUGUCGGUAAUCCUGUUCUUUGCAAACUACUCAGACACCGCCAAAGUUGACCAACUGUACUUGCCAUUGAUCUCAAAGUUGAAACGAAUCGAGGGCAUCAUGACUCAAUACAAAGCUUUCAGCUCUCCUAGCGUGAACGCGACUCUGUCGAGCAUUAUCUCGCCACAAAAUGACACGGGUGUUUUCGCUCUUAUAGCAUCACGGCUAUAUUCCAAAGAUCUUUUGACUUCGCAGAACGGACCAGAGAAAUUCGCAAAGGCAUGGAGCAGCCUCACUCAUCCGCCCGGUAUACCAAUACUAGGCAAUGUGGUGGCAGGAGGUGCCGUUGCCGCGAAUGGUGAUACAAUUGACAGUGCUGUGAACCCCGCAUGGCGGAAAACCACGGUACACACGGCCUUCCAAAGGACAUGGAGCCCGACUGCGACUCUAGCGGAACAACAAGCAGUUCUCAACAACGUCACAAACGUGGAGUUACCCAUUAUUCGAUCUCCCGAGGGCGCGGACAAGAUGGGGGCGUAUGUGAAUGAGGGUUAUGCCUACGAGACAGAUUUCCAGGCGUCGUUUUGGGGCAAGAACUACGAUCGUCUCUACAAGAUCAAACAGCAGGUGGACCCGACUGGACUCUUUAUCACACGCAGGGGCGUAGGCAGCGAGGACUGGGAUGAUUCUGGAUUGUGUCGUAUUGCAGCGAAAUAA